Messenger RNA from Knipowitschia caucasica, 1635 nucleotides. The record is from the annotation of a GenBank genome assembly. NCBI's taxonomy places the organism in Eukaryota, Metazoa, Chordata, Actinopteri, Gobiiformes, Gobiidae.
AUGGUUACCACAAGGUCUUCUGCUCAUGCGCAGCUCUUCACCAGUCAGAGAACCGCAUUUGAAGCUGUUGUCAUAGCACCCGCAACGGACAGAGAUGAAGUGACCAAUCAGCGCGCAGCCUUCAGACAUUUAAACUGUGUCACGCGCCGACGUAAUUCAAACAGAGUCUGCGACCUGAGUGAGCUCACGCAUUGUCCGAGAGAAGAUGGCACAGUUCGGCUUCGAGAACGACAUUCACAGCAUUUUGAAGCUGGAUAUGCCUAUCACAAAUGCCCCAAUGGCAAGAUGGCAGCGGAAGGCCAGUUCUUCCAGCUCAUCUGCAGCAAUAAAACGCCAGUGAAGGGUAAAAAGCAAACUCCCUCGAAAAUGGGUGGAGAUCGUUUUAUUCCCAUUAGAAACAGUAAACAGAUGGAUGUGGCUAGUUUUUUGCUUACCAAGGAAAAUGAUCCUGACCAGCACUCUUCAGCAAAAGCAAUGUCUGUGAACCUAAAUGGAUAUGAUCUUGAAGAUGCAAAGAUCCUACAUCUUGGGGGGAAGCCUCUAAAUGCCCCUGAAGGCUACCAAAACAAUCUAAAGGUCCUCUACAGUCAGGCUACAACUCCUGCCUCAACCAAAAAAACUAGAUACAUUUCCACAACGCCUGAUAAAAUAUUGGAUGCUCCUGAACUUCGAAAUGAUUUCUAUUUAAAUCUAAUUGAUUGGAGCAGUCGCAAUGUGCUUGCUGUGGCACUUCACAAUGGUGUUUAUCUAUGGGAUGCAAAUCAGGGAGAUGUCAUUCUUUUAAUGAAGCUGGAGCGGGAGGAGGAUUAUGUCUGUUCAGUGUCCUGGACCAAAGAGGGGAGCUAUCUAGCUAUUGGCACCAGUGAUUGCAAAAUCCAGUUGUGGGAUGUUGAAAACCAGAAAAGACUUCGUAGCAUGGCAAGUCAUACAUCCAGAGUUUCUAGCCUCAGUUGGAAUGACUACAUUCUCUCAAGUGGCUCCAGAUCAGGACUCAUCCACCAUCAUGAUGUGAGAACGGCACAACACCACAGGUUCACGCUGACUGCGCACUCUCAAGAAGUAUGUGGACUGAAGUGGUCACCUGAUGGCCGAUAUCUGGCCAGUGGAGGCAAUGACAAUUUAGUGUGCGUAUGGCCUCGCGUUUCAGAGGGCAGUGCUGGCAGUGACAACCAACCAGUUCGCUGCUGGAGUGAACACCAAGGAGCAGUGAAAGCUCUGGCUUGGUGUCCAUGGCAACCAAACAUCCUUGCAUCUGGAGGUGGCACGAGUGACCGUCGUAUUCGCAUCUGGAAUGUCAACAGUGGCUCUUGCAUCAGUUCAAUAGACUCUCAGUCUCAAGUAUCUUCUCUUGUUUUUGCACCCAAUUACAAGGAAUUAGUUUCUGCUCAUGGAUAUGCCCACAACAAUGUUGUUGUAUGGAAGUACCCUUCAUUUACAAAAACUGCAGAACUCUAUGGACACAGUGACCGAGUACUUAGUGUUGUCCUCAGCCCAGACAACUCCUCGAUGGCCACUGUUGCUGGAGAUGAGACCAUUCAAAUAUGGAAGAGCUUUGAAGAGGAUCCUGUUAAAAAGAAGGCUAUGGAUCGUAUGGUCAAACCAACAACCACAGGAUUGCACCACUCAAUCAGAUAA